CUGGUGAGAAAGCUUCCCGACACACACACCGGCUACUCCCUGCUUUCCACAGGAGGGUGACGCUCCUGCACUCAGACCUUUAUUCAUUUACAGCGCCCCUGACAUCCGACAGCAACAGGCCGGACUGGCCGCGAACAACAGCAAAGACUGAAGGAGACAGAGGGACGUGUUCACAAAUAUCAACCAACCAGACACACGCACACACAAGACAGAGCUCUGGAGAGGUAAUUUUCACCUGUGUCCAGACAACAAGUAAGGGAGCAUGGAGUGUGUUCAGGUGGCCAAAGAGGCUGAAAUGGUGGAGAUUAUUCCAAAUGGCAAUCAUGUAGAAGAUCUGACUGUACCAAUCAAAAUGCAACAUGAGGAGGACAGGUACGAAGAUAAUGAAGGAAACUCAGCCGAGUGCGAUGAAUUCCUGCCUCAUUCAGACACUGAGAAGAAACCUACCCGUUUCACAGAUUUUGAAGGGAAAACCUCAUUUGGAAUGUCAGUAUUCAACCUGAGCAAUGCCAUCAUGGGCAGCGGUAUCCUGGGCCUGGCAUAUGCGAUGGCCAACACAGGCAUUGUCCUCUUCCUCUUUCUGUUGACAACCGUGGCCUUACUCUCCUCCUAUUCCAUUCACUUGCUUCUGAAAGCUUCUGGUGUGGUCGGAAUCCGUGCAUAUGAACAGCUCGGUCUGCGGGCUUUUGGGACUCCUGGAAAGUUAGCAGCUGCUGUAGCGAUUACCCUGCAGAAUAUUGGCGCCAUGUCCAGUUAUCUCUACAUUGUGAAGUAUGAACUUCCCCUGGUGAUACAGGCCUUUCUGAACAUUGAAGAGAAAACCGGCGAGUGGUACCUGAAUGGAAACUAUCUGGUGGUCAUGGCAUCAGUCACGGUCGUUUUGCCUCUGGCAUUAAUGAAACAACUCGGCUACCUGGGAUACACCAGUGGUUUCUCCCUGAGCUGCAUGGUUUUCUUUCUAAUUGUGGUGAUCUACAAGAAGUUCCAGAUUUCCUGCUCAUUUAAUAACAUCCAUGCAAAUAGUUCCCUUCUAGACAGUAUCAACUAUGACAAUAGCACCAGCUACAACAAUAGUGAUGUUCACAAAGUCACUGAGGACCAGUGCACCCCUCGGCUGUUUACCAUGAACUCUCAGACUGCAUAUACCAUUCCCAUCUUGGCUUUUGCCUUUGUCUGUCAUCCAGAGGUAUUGCCUAUCUACACAGAGCUGAAAAACCCCACCAAGAAAAAAAUGCAGCAUGUGUCAAACAUCUCUAUCCUGGUCAUGUACCUCAUGUAUUUUCUUGCUGCGCUGUUUGGAUACUUGACAUUUUAUGGCAGAGUUGAGCCAGAAAUGCUGCAUACAUACAGUAAGAUUGACCCAUUCGAUACACUAAUUUUGUGUGUCCGUGUGGCUGUGCUAAUCGCAGUAACCCUCACUGUGCCCAUCGUGCUCUUUCCGGUGCGCCGUGCUAUCCAGCAAAUGCUGUUCCAGAACAAACCCUUCAGCUGGCUCAGGCACAUUGUCAUUGCUAUCUGCCUUCUUACUUUGAUCAAUCUACUGGUUAUUUUUGCACCUAACAUCCUUGAUAUCUUUGGAGUUAUUGGUGCGACCUCUGCCCCAUGUUUAAUUUUCAUCUUCCCAGCUGUGUUCUACAUACGGAUAAUGCCAAAGGAAGAAGAACCAAUGACGUCACUUCCAAAGAUCCUGGCUGUUUGCUUUGCAGGCCUAGGCAUUGUCUUCAUGACCAUGAGCCUAAGCUUCAUCAUCAUCGACUGGUCUAUUGGGAGCAGCAACGUCAAUGGAGGCCACUAGGCAACAGAGUGCCUCGCCCACUGAGAGCCAAGUGCCCCCUUCAGCACCAUUACCUUCACCCAGCAGGAUAAUCACUGUAGAAAAUUGCCAACAAACCUGACCCCACUGUAAUGAGACACACACUGCUAGUACUGUACAUAUAUAUAGUUUUGCACACCAGCAAUUUUUAUAUCAUGUAACUGUAUAGUGACGAAUUGAUGCAAAUACAUUGCACGGGAUUUUGUAAAACUGCAACAUUUCUAAGUUAUUUUGUAUAGAGGUAGGACUGAGGUGACAUUUCAGUGUAAUAUUCUAUUAAAUAACUGGCUUAGUAUAGUGUAGGGUCAUAGGUAUAGUUGCUGGGACUGAAUUUAGCACCUUGGGUUGACUGGGGGGGCUGUCUUGUUUAUAUAAUAUAUAUAUUUUACAUUGUGCUCUUUUGACAUAAAUGAACAUCAUACAGAAACAUUUUAAAAGGUGGUUAGGAGCCUAUUGAAAAACAAAAAAAAAAGCCAUUUAUUGUUCCCAUUUUCAAUCACCCUUCUAAAUACUGUGUGCACUUUUUGAUGAAGAUAACAGCAGUUGAAAUAUCCGAUUACUAAUUUUUACAGAAAAUGUUGCUGUUUCGGUAGGUAAAUGCUAAUAAUCAUGAACCAUCCAUGCCUGGCAGAUGCCCUAGUGCAAACCUCUGAGCUGAAUGAGUUGGUCUCUGCCAGGUCAUAGGCUAGUGAGGUGAACAAAAUCAGUUGGGGACUUCCAGUACCUAUAACCCCAUAGCCCAGAGAGUCAGUAUUGAGAUCCUGAAUCAAGUUCAACUGUUAUUCCUCAAAGCUUGCAUAACCCACUGGCUCAUUCGUCCCUUGCAUAUGAAGGUACCUCGAAAGUACUCACUUGGGCGUGAUACAAACGGACUGACAUUACCUAUCAAAUUGUAAUUUAACACCACGCCUCUUAAUUUUUUAAUAUUAUUUAACCUAUUUUUCUAAUCAACUUGUUCAGAGGUGUUAUUGUAUACCUCUGGAGCAGGUGGGACUUGAACUUGGGCCCGUGAAUACUUCACAGAUCAACUGAGUGCUUCGAUUUUGCUCGUUGAAUCCGGAGUAAUGGGCAGAUUGUUCUCUGUUAUGAAAAAUGUCCUGAUCAAGACCCUUUUUUUUGGCCUUUUAUCUCACAGAGAUCACAAGCUCAGCAGUGCUGGCCUGCCUAUUCAGUCGUGACAAAUAUUGCAAAGUAAUAAGUUCAUGGUAAAGUUGGAAACCAGAUGGCUCUGUUUAUGGUGGGACAGUUGAAAUGCAACAGGACAUUGCCUCACAUUUUGUGGCUUCUGAGCCUGAGAGUCCACUUUACACAGUUUGCAAAACAUGUCCGCACCCCAGACCAGUGAUGCUUGCUGCCACAGUGCACAUGGGAUUGGAAAAACAUGGUUGCAAUCCUGAAGACUACUUCUGCAAGGUGAAUUAGUUGAGUGACGUAUACUGAAUUGCUUGCACUCAAGCUGAAGACUCAGGAUCACAUAAGGAUAUUUCCACCCUUGACUGUGUUUCCACCAACCCUAGUGUAACACAUCCACUGUAGAAUUAAUUGCUGCUAUCCAUCAGGGGCAGUGCCCGACAGAGAAAAGACACUGGGGAUUGGAGAGAAAAGCCAACCCUGUUUAAAACCAUUUAGUUGGCAAGCCAGGUGGAGGAGGAAAGCAGGAUGGUUGAUUUCCUGCAGUCGUCAUACAUUGCUGCUGUUGUGAAGGCAGUUGCCUGUUGGAACCAGUGAGCAGAGCAAAUAUGUUCCAUGCCCUAUGUGGCACUGGCAACACUCACAAUGAUAGGGCCAGUCUUUCAAGAUGGUCCAUCCCAUCAGGAUGGCAGAGCUGCCUUUGCACCCUGCCAGUGGUCGAAUGCCAACUGUUUGUAGGAUUUAGAGAUGGGAGAGAUGAAUGAAACAGUUAACAUUAAAGUUCAAAACAAAUUCUAAAAAAAAAGACUUUUUAUUAACUAAAACCAUUAAUGAAAAUGCUGGGGUUGGGAGGUCAUCCUCUAACAUUUAAUAAUUUAGUCUAAUGCCUGUGUUAUAAUAAGUAAAUAAAAUGUCUCAUUUUUCACAGGGAACUUAACUGUGAACUUUUAACACAAUGUGUGUGCAGAAAAAUGGCUACUGGACCGUUAAUACUGAUCUUGUUUGCUGGUUUGGAAAUAUCCCAGCAUGUUUAUAAAAUAAUAAUUCUGGGGGCAAAGAAUUGAUUUAUUUUGUGACAAUAAUGUCAAUGGCUUUGAUUUAACGAAAGUGGAUUUUACUUUUGACUCAUGUAGUCCUAUGCAAUAUUAAUAGUGUUGGUGGAAAUCUCCAGUAACCUUUGCUCCGAAGCUUUAAGGAUUUAUUUUUGUUAGAUUGCAUUGGUCAUAUUUAGAAACAAGGCUUAUUUGUCAGAUUUCUUUACACAAUAUUUAUAUUUUAUUAAAUGUGUAAUUAAAUUUUAAUUUAAUAGAAAAUAAAAAGGAUUAAAGAUUUUUAAUAUUUUACAUUUGCGUAGAGGUGGAAAAGCCUUAUAGAGCUAUACCUGGGUGUGUGAACAAACUUAUAUAUGUUUUUGUAGAUGACUGUUCGAUAAAUUACAUAAAAUACUUGUCUGGUACUAAUCCUGUGCAUUACCCUGUAAAUUGUAAUGCUAAAUUUUGUUGAAUGUACAGUAAUCCACAUAGGAUGUGUGUCACACUGGUGUGUCAGGGAGGAACUAAUGUACAUGAUAUGGUCAAGAUUUGCAAGGUCCACUUACUCACCUCACCUCAACAAACUUAUGCAAAUUUUGUAACACAUACAAGAGAUUCAACACGUUAAAAGGCAAAUAUGCCUUAGUCCAUUUGUUUAUGAUCUGCCAGUGUAUCGAGCCCCUAUUCUUGAAUCCCACAAUAUAUCAGGGCAUUUGCUUCCUUGCACCAGACUCUGUAUUCCUCUUCCUGUUGCCUUCUAAUCCUACCACUAAUGCUGUUCAGCAUUUUGGUUAAUUUUGUUCCAUUAGCAUAUUGCAUAUUCCUUUUGUUAUUUAGCAUGUUAGUCAGGCUCUUGUCUGUCAAUUCAUUCAGCUUUGUCUCAGGGGUUAGCACUCGUUCUUGAACCAGAAGGUUGUGAGUUUGAGCCUCACUGUUGCAUAAUCUAAGCUAAUAUUUCAGUAUAAUGUUGGGGGAGUGCUACACUGUUGGAGCUGCUGACUUCUGUAUGAGACAAUGCAAUAAAGACCCCAACUAUCCUCAGCUGCAGUUAUUAAAAGGAAAAGUUUUCUGGUCAUUAUUAGUUUGUCCUUUGUGGAAUCUUGCCCCAUACAACUUGGUAGCUCUGCCUCCCUGGUUACGACAUUAACUAUGCAUCAAAAGUACUAUUUGGUUGUAAAGUUCUGAUGUUGAAACGAUUCUCAGCUCCCACAAUAUAACUGUAAUUUAUUCCCUUUAUCUCACUUUCAGCUGUUUAUAGUUCCUGUCAGUUGCAAACCCUUAAAGUAUGCUUUUGUCAUGCUAUCAGUCCCCAGUCCUUCAUUGCAUCAUUCCAUCUUCCCCUGCUGUUCAUUAUGCUGGUUUCAUCUCCUUACUAAUGCACCUACAAAGGUUUUCUCUGUGGCCAACCAGCUUCUCAUUCUAUUUUGACUUUAUUUCCUGUAAUGAUAUUCAUCGUGUUUUUUUAAAUGAUCUGUCCAAAGCCAGGAGACCUUCUCAGACUUAGAAAGUGGACGGUGCCCUGUCCUUUGGUUUCUUCCCACCAUUCCUUCAGUUGGCUUCCCUUUUGAGCCAGAGCUCCUUUUUUUUGUUCUGGAACCAAAGACUUUCAGUCAGUCUGUGGUCACCUCAUUAAUGUACUUGUGGCUGUGAUAGUUGUUACGCUUAUUUGAAUCUUUAACUUAAAUCCUACUUUACAGGAUUUCAAGAUGGCAAUACACAGCUGCUCAAUGGAACUCUGAGGAACUACAGAUUGCAAUUAGGUUUUCCCGCUGAUGUUGAAAUAGGCAGUUAGGAAGAGAAGCUUUUGAUGGAGACUCAUGGCAAACCAUGUUAGCCCCGCACAUUUGCUGAAAAGAGACCGAUUUCAAGUGAUCUCAACACUUCAUAUCACUUUCCCAUUCAUUAGGACUCUCCUCCUGUCGAAUAAAUUGUUAUGAAUGUUCAAAAUGUGGUAUUCUUUCAUUUGUCCUGAUGAGUGCAGGAUGAAAAUCUUCUGCAACACAUCUCUCUUUUUGGCAAUGUUUGAACUGCCAAGUGUAUCAUCAGAACAUAGUUUAGAUGAAUGGGCAGGGAGGGGUGAAUCUCAUGGAAACCUAUAAAAUUCUAACAGGAGUAGACAGGGUAAACACAGGAAGUAUGUUCUUGAUGACUGGGGAGUCCAGAACCAGGGUUCACAGUCCAAUGGUAUGAGGUAGGCCAUUCUCCUGAGAGCAGGAGAAAUUUCUUCACCCAGAGAGAGGUACAGUUGUGGAAUUCACAAAAAGUGGUUGAAGCCAAAACAUUGAAUAUUUUCAAGAAGGAGUUAGAUAUAGUUCAUAGGUCUAAAGGGAUCAUAGUGAGAAAGCAGGAGCAGAGUACUUAGAUGAUCAGUCAUGAUCAUAUUAAAUGGAGGAGCAGGGCAAAGGGCUGAAUGGUCUACUCUGAUUUCAAUUGUCUUUGGGAGAUUAUGACUGAUAGACCAGAUCCCUCAGUUGCUAAGUAUAGUAACCACCAGAAGAUUUCAAGUAUAUGCAGUUCCUAUUCACAACUGGAAAGGAGAAAGAGUGUUAGUAUUUGGUAGAUACAGCUUGUGUGUUGAUUUGUGACCAUAUGCUAAAACAAAAAUAUGACUAUUUUAAAAGAAAUGCUUCUUUCAACUUUUUGCAAUGCUGACACAGUAUUGUUGAUUUAUAUGUAUCAUAAAAUAGUGACAUUUUUGUUAGAUAACGCGAAGAAGGAAAAGCUUUCUAAAAUGUAUGUUAUUGCCUCCUUAAGUCUUGAGUUAAGUCUGCUUUUCGAGACCCGGCCAUUCUGUAUCUGUUGGUGUUGAGUGGAUCUGUAUUGUAUAAAAAUAAAAAAAAUAUAUGUCAAACAA
Molecule: messenger RNA, 6829 nt
Organism: Rhincodon typus (whale shark)
Lineage: Eukaryota; Metazoa; Chordata; Chondrichthyes; Orectolobiformes; Rhincodontidae
Gene: slc38a3b
Product: solute carrier family 38 member 3b
Exons: 16
Coding region: 263-1795 (510 amino acids)
Biological process (GO): L-glutamine transport; asparagine transport; histidine transport
Molecular function (GO): L-asparagine transmembrane transporter activity; L-histidine transmembrane transporter activity; L-glutamine transmembrane transporter activity
Source: RefSeq, a predicted model, not a curated record